Aspergillus aculeatinus CBS 121060 is the source of this 2080-nucleotide messenger RNA. RefSeq lists its product as uncharacterized. The transcript is spliced from 3 exons. The record is from RefSeq and is a predicted model, not a curated record. NCBI's taxonomy places the organism in Eukaryota, Fungi, Ascomycota, Eurotiomycetes, Eurotiales, Aspergillaceae. Bases 12 to 2075 code for a protein of 687 amino acids.
GUUCUACCAGUAUGUUGCGAGGAGUGGAUUCUGCAGAGGAAGAAGACAGGAGAGCCAUAUCAUUGGCAGGUGGACCUCAGGUAGUGCCAGUCACCGCACACGAACUCAGUUACGCGUCAGGUCUCUUCCUGUCCUCGUCUGGCCAGCGCAUCCGGGUCAGACGAAACAACCGGUCAUCCAGAGAUGAGAGCCCCAACACGACCUCAGACAACCACCGUAUCGAAGAAGAUCUCCGCGUGGGCGUCCCAUCGUCAUCUGAACCAGACUAUUACCACAAUUCGAUCAGCCCAGACCAUCCUCUCAAUAGAAGGAACCUCGACUUGGCACUAAAGGCUUUGGAAAUCUGCAAAGAAAAUGACCUGGGGAUGAUCGACAAUGUACUCUUUUGGAAGCAGCGCGGUCUAUUCGAACAAGGCAAGCCGAGCGUACCGACCGUGAAGAUCACAGUGAAAAGGAAGCCCAACGACCCCGGCUGGGCUGCACGAGCGACGCGGGCGGCCUGGGCAGUGUACCACUACCUCCCAGAAUUAAAAGGAUCCGCCACCAAUGAGUUUAACGUCGCGGUCGAGAUCUGUGAUAUCUUGUUCUGCGCAAAGAACCGCCUCCGGAUGCAGUCGUGCACCGUAGAGGACGCCAUCUUUCCGCAGUGGGAGGCUGUGUUAGAAGCAAUUCUCCGGACGAUCCUUCUGACGGGAGUCCUUUAUAUUAGCUGCUGUCGCGCUGGGGCGACGUCCUCGAUUUCGGUCUCUGCACCCACUGUCUUGCUGGGGGUGGAUCCGACGGCAUCCGUGGAUUGGAAAGCGGUUCGGGAACAGAUUGUUACCGUUCUGGAAUCAUUUGGUCUUGAUUCAGUUGGGGUGCUUAUCCGCCAGGACUCGGCAAGCCGACCACCUCUGGACCUGCAUGGCCUUCCUGACUCCCUUACACACGGCUUCAAAGAGGAUAGACCCUGUGAGAUGGGGGAUAGUCUAGCCUCAGGCCACUCACCCGAAGCGCAGGGGACCCUGGGCUGCUGGGUGGAGCUCCAGGAUCCGGACACAGAUGAGUGGAUGCCGUACGCGCUGACGUCCGCGCGCUGUGUCCUGCCUAGCGAUGCACAUGUUGAGUCCUGUGCUCAGAAGGGAGAGAACACCCCGGCUUUUGACGAGUGGAAGACAUAUGGCGUACCGUUCCGAGACACCACAGCGGCUAGACUUCUCCUGGUUGAUAGCCCAGGCUUGUAUGAAAUCACAUUGAACAUGAACAACCUCGAUGAUCUCGCACGAGAUUAUGAGGAUGAAAUGCGCUGCGAACGUUUUCAAGCCGCGCAAGCGCAGAACGAGCCUGUGUCCGCCCCCGGGGAUCUAAAAUUCUGGACAUAUCUAAACAACACCCUUACUAAGAUUAGAGCAGAACGCGCCCAAAUCCAGAAGUAUCAAGAUAACCAGAACUACGAGUUCGGCACUGUGGUCGCCACGUCCGGCCUGGAAGCACGACAACAGGAACCCUACUCCUCAGAAGUCAGUUCACCGUCGGUCUUCCUGGACUGGGCCCUUGUCCGCAUGCGCGCAGACCGACGGCUGGGUGAGAACAAGUCUCCAUGUCCCUCGGAGGACUUUCUGGACCCAGUAUCCGAAGUUGUGGGAGUUUGGUAUUUGGAGGAGCGGCUCCGACCCGGGCAAUCUCUAUGGAAGAUAGGGCAUUCCACGGCCAAAACGAAAGGGAGAUACAACGGACUGCGCACAGCGUGGAUCACCCAUACUACUGCCCGCCACCCAAAAGAAAGAGGAGAACCAUUGGUUUAUUAUGUACACUCUAUGUACAACUCGUACAGCUCGUAUAACGGUGUGAUGCUUUGGGGGGACUCAGGAUCGAUGGUGUUCGACCGGCACGGGUAUGUGGUUGGAAUGUGUUUCGAGGGCAAUGCGCAUGAGGACACAGCCUACUUCAUGCGGUGGGAGGAGCUGUGGGAAGAUAUUCUGAGUAAAUCGGGGGCCAAGGAUAUUCGGUUUCUGGGGGAUGAAUAUUCCUAUCGGGGCUUCCCGUUGGAGAUGGAGUGGCUUUCCUUGCGAAUGAUUUCUCGUGUGUCAGAAUGAAAAGC